AUGUGCCGCUUCGGCGCCAGCUGCAAGCGCAAGAACCCGGCCCACUUCACCGAGGAAAACCACCCCGACGAUCACCCGUUCUUCGCGGCUAACGCUGUCGGCGGAGGCGACAGCGCCGUCUGCGUCGGCGUCGGGAAGGAGGCGGUCUACGCGCCGGCGCCGGGGAAGCCGAUGUGCCGCUUCGGCGCCAACUGCAAGCGCAAGAACCCGGCCCACUUUGUCUUCUUCUCGCCCGUCGCCGACGACGCGUUUGUCCUCUUCGAGGCGAGAGCCGCGCCAUGCCUGCCGGAGAGACGCGGCCUUGACACAUGGGUGCCUGGGAGAGAUGUGCCUUGCGUUCUGCCUUGCGAUGUGCCUUGCCUGGGGGUCGAGGCGGAGGGGGAGGCCACCAAGGCGGCAAAGGCGCGCAAGCGGGCGGGCUUGUCGGGCGGGCUGCCGGGCCACAAGUGGGUUGAGACCUCGUCCAAGGCGGGCUAA
Emiliania huxleyi CCMP1516 is the source of this 477-nucleotide messenger RNA. RefSeq lists its product as hypothetical. NCBI's taxonomy places the organism in Eukaryota, Haptophyta, Isochrysidales, Noelaerhabdaceae. The transcript has 4 exons. The record is from RefSeq and is a predicted model, not a curated record. The coding region runs from base 1 to 477 and encodes 158 amino acids.